Messenger RNA from Aedes albopictus (Asian tiger mosquito), 3285 nucleotides. RefSeq lists its product as uncharacterized. NCBI's taxonomy places the organism in Eukaryota, Metazoa, Arthropoda, Insecta, Diptera, Culicidae. Gene Ontology annotation, biological process: proteolysis. The coding region runs from base 498 to 3182 and encodes 894 amino acids. The transcript has 12 exons. The record is from RefSeq and is a predicted model, not a curated record. Gene Ontology annotation, molecular function: serine-type endopeptidase activity.
AUUUUUUUCUCUCUUCAGUUUAUGGUCGUAGCCGAAGUUUCAAUUGCGGAAGAAAACCUGCUAUGCAUACCAUUCUCUCUCAGCGAAGUACUUGACUCAAUCAUGAAUGGCGCGGUGCUUUUGGAAAAGAGUAAUCUCGAGUCGUAAGAGACACGAAGCGUCGAUCGCUUUAUUAAACUUCCACGUGAUUGCAAGAACCUGUUGAUGCCUAAGGGGUGUACAUGACAGAGCCGCAACAACAGCAGCCUGCUGAUGGGAAUACCCUUUGCUGUUCCAUGCAAUGCUAACGAUUUGUUGGUUAUAGAGAAUGAUUGAAAUAAUCGUGAAAAAUAGAAGCUUUGGAGAUAUUAAAACGUACCGACCGAUAUGCCGGUCUGGGAUCUCUUGGAAUACUAAUUACUUUUCAGUCGUAAGUAAGUUGCCGGCGGAAUAGGUUAAACUUGCGUUUUCUCAGUUUAGAGACAAGGUAAAAACGCAUUCACAUAGAUUUGAGAGUGAUGAGUUUAGGAUUCUGUCCAAAAAGUGUACUACGAUGGUUGUUUAUAUUGAAUUGUGCUAUCCAUUAUGUUUUUACCGAGCGCCAUGAGGGUGAAUCACUGUUCCUUCCAGAUGAACGAACUUCGUUAGAUGACUGCCACCUACGGUUCUACCAGUUUAACCUAGGUGGAGGGGGUGGAAUCGGCGGGCUUACCGCGACCCAGUUUGAGUAUGCCCAUAUGGGUGCCAUUGGGUGGAUCCAGCCGGAGGAUGGCAAAAUCCGAUGGCAAUGUGGUGGAUCUCUGAUUUGGGACAACUUUGUCCUAACGGCGGCCCAUUGCGUUGUGGAUUCAAAAAAUACUCCACCGGAUGUGGUCAGAUUUGGACAUUUGGAUAUUUUUUCACCGGUUGGUGACGAGUUUGCACAACAGUUGAAAAUAGCGGAAAUUAUUCGACAUCCGAGUCAUAGAUUCUCCGGUCACUACCACGAUGUGGCAUUGAUACGGCUGGAAAAGAACGUCACAAUAAAUAAAGCGGUGCUUCCUGCCUGUUUAUGGCUAGAUGAUGAGGUGAGGUUCAAACGGAUUCAUGCCACUGGAUGGGGUAAUGUAGGAUUCGUUGGAGAACAAUCGCCGGUUUUGUUGAAGAUGGAGCUUGAUCCAAUUUCACUCGAAGAAUGUGGUAAAGUCUAUAAUAAGGGCACUACCAGAAAGCUAAGUCGAGGUUUGGCAGAUCAUCAUAUUUGUGCGUUUCAUCCUAUAGCCGAUACAUGUGAGGGUGAUUCCGGUGGACCUUUGCAAGUUAAGCUGGUGCACAAUAUGCGUCAGACACCGUUCAUCAUUGGUGUUACCUCGUUUGGGUUAAUCUGCGGAACGUCAACUCCUGGCGUCUACACUCGAGUAGCUAGCUACCACCAAUGGAUCGUAGACACCAUGCGUCAGCGUGGAGCAGCAGUAGAUGAAACCACGUACAACUCAACAACGUGUGCUCACCGAUACGUGCAGCAUCGUGAGUUCUACGAAGGCGUUGUCAGGUACCGGGAAGACGGCGGAUCGGUUGAAUUGAACGUCUUCAAUUACAUGUUUUAUUGGAACUUUGGAACGCCCUGGGAACUGGCGAAACUCGGAUGGUCCAAAGGGAGUGGACGUAAUAAUUGCUACGGUGUGAUUGUUGAUGAAGAUACGGUGCUGACUGUGGCAGAUUGCGCAGAAUCCGAUGGAAUUAUGGUGGAUCAGUUGGUUGAGCCAGCGACUGUUAACAUUGCGAGGGUGCACAUCCACCCACAUUACAGGAAAGGAUCAAGUUAUAAUAAUAUUGCGAUUUUGAAAUUGAGUUCAUUGUUGGACUUCGCGAACCGAAUUUCACCUACCUGCAUCUGGAUAGAACAAAAGUGGCCGUUUCGUGAUGCUUCGGUCCUGGGUACCGGUCGAAGGGAUCUAGUUCAAGCUGUGUAUCCCGAUGGUGAUUUUGAAUUAGAUCCCACCUACGGAUACAUUAGAGUAAAUAGCGUUAUAAGAAAUAGUACCAGCUGCAUGGUUGGCGAUCGUGAACAAUCCAAAGUUGCAAAAGGAAUCACAGAGGAGCUAAUUUGCUCCGGAUAUGACUUCUACAUUUUGCCGGAAAUGUGCAACCUGGUAGUUGGGGCUGGUAUAAAAAGAGGAAUGUGGAGAGUAGAGCGAGAUUACUCAUUUACCCUGGGCUUGUCCCAGUUUGGACGAGAUUGUGGCGCCGGAGAGCAUAUGAUCGCAACUCGCCUGGCGAGUCAUGCAGAAUGGUUGCAAUCAAUUCUGUUACCAAAAGAGCGAAAUUCCGGUAACAAUGUACAAUUUUUGGACACUGAUUUGCAUGAGGAUGAUCAAUGCGAGACUAACUCCAAUGCACCAGGAAAAUGUGUCAAAAUUGAGGAAUGCUCAGACUACUGGAAACAUGUGGUGCCCCGAGGAGGAGCGACGUUCUGUUCCACCAGCAAUGUAAUCUGUUGCCCUACUCCGGUAAUCGAUGGCCAAAAUGCUCAAAACGGUAGGACUGAACUCGAACGGUGUCCAACUGUGCAACGUGAUUUGAAACCACUUACUGAUAAUGGAUCACUGGUUCAAAUCGGAUUCGACGCUAAGGAUAGGUACGAUUUUCGUUGCGUGGGAUCUAUAAUCACUACACAGCUUAUUCUAACUUCGGCCAGUUGCUUCGACGGUAAAUUGCCACUUGUUGUACGUCUCUCAGUCAACAAUACAAUAGUACCAAUACGAGCGAAAGUUCAACAUAAAAACUACAAUGCAACGGACAAGUCUAAUGACGUGGCUAUUAUACAACUGAUGAAUCCUCUCGUUUGGGACUCUUACAUUUUUCCAACAUGUCUUUGGAUGAAUCAAACGCAUACGCCUCUGGUCAUGAGAUUGAUUCAACUGGACGGAGACUCAUUCUCCUCCAAAUUCAUGAUACCUCAGUACAACGUCGACUGUCAACGGGCACAUCCUUUCCGGUUGCAGAGAUCGCAACUAUGUACUAGAGAACCGUACUUUGGUAAAACAUGUGCCAUGGCGGGUGAUGUGCUGCGAUCGAAUAGCGAAGAUGACAUUUCCUAUUUGGUGGGAUUGGCCCAGCCAAGCGGGGAUUGUAAAUCACGGCAGUAUAUCACUCUGACUAGGAUUUCCCAGCAGUUGGAGUGGAUUAAACAGGCUCUGGGUGCCAACUGUUGGAGUAUUUAGGAGGCACUCUUUUAAUUACAAGUAUUACUACCAAUUUAAAUUAAAUACUCGAGUGAUGAACUGUACAGUUGGAAUAAACGUAUUUUUCAAAAUGUGUAUAUAA